Molecule: messenger RNA, 1833 nt
Organism: Aspergillus udagawae
Lineage: Eukaryota; Fungi; Ascomycota; Eurotiomycetes; Eurotiales; Aspergillaceae
Exons: 6
Coding region: 1-1833 (610 amino acids)
Molecular function (GO): protein binding
Source: RefSeq, a predicted model, not a curated record
AUGGCUACCGCUGCGAGUCUUGAUUCAGUCGAGUUUUUCCUCGGUGGGAAUAGGAAUCUCCGCGUAUACUACCAAUUCGGCGACGAUAAUACCCUUCGUGAGUCUUGCUUUGCGCAGGAUUAUGGCUGGUUCAUCCGAGGGAACGGGAUUAUUGCAAAGGAUGCCAAACGCAACUCCCCGGUUACUGCCACACGUUGGACUGACAAUCCGGGAACCACUCAGAUACGUGUCUACUAUGUGGAUGACGCACACGAUAUCCGCGAGGUUAGAUUUGACUCCAGCGAGCAAAACUGGUCCGUACAAGACAACCCCAUUACGUUAGACGCAAUUACGGGCACAAGGCUGUCCGCAGUGUCCGACAAAGCAAAACAGGCUGUGCGUCUCUAUUAUCAAGGAAACGACUACAGGCUUCGCGAAAUGUACUGCGACGAAAACUAUACGUGGGGACAUAACUCGACCAUAAUCAGACGAAAGCCCCCUCUCGUCCGAAAUGCUCCUAUUUCUGCCGUUAGCUGGAGAAACGACAACGGCGAACUGCAAAUCCGUGUCUUCUCUGUUCAUUCUGCCGAGAGAAAUGCGGUUUCGCAAUUUUCGUACAGAUUUCCUAACUGGCAAGGUCCCUUUGACCUGAAGGUGCCAUACAAACUGGAUUCGGGAAUCGCAACAUGCCGGAAUACUGGAACGAACACGACCGCCCAGAGCCCAAUUUCUGUUUUCUAUCAGAAUGGGCCGAGGAUCAUUGAUUUAGCGCCUAUUCCUGCGGACGAAACUCCCCUCGGCAAGCAGAUGGCUUCUGGUAUUCAAGGACCCGCGGGAAUACCGAUAUCAAGGGGCGGAGAAACAGAAAAAGAACAAGAAGCGCAAAUUCCGUUAGAAGCUCAAUCAGAUGCUCAACUAGACGUGCAGCCAGACGUGCAGCCAGAUGCACAUCAACCUGGUCAUGAUUCUCGUAACGAGGCCCAGGAAGCGAAUGCCGCCUGGUCCGAAUUUAACAUCAUUGACUAUGGUACUUAUAGUCUCUAUGUGGGCCCGCCCGAUCUUGCAAGGGUAUCUCCCGGUACCAUCUCAUUCUCACCAAGCGGCAAAUUACUGGCCAUUGGCGAUAGUGACUCGCCAUGCACUCGGAUCUGGGAUGUACAGCGGGCCACCGAACUUAAGUGCAGUACGUAUACUGGGAACACUGCUUUCGUUAGAAGUGUAACUUUUGCGCCAGACAGCGAAGACAAAGUUUGGGUGGGGAGAUGGCAGGGCGCCUUUUUCUGGGAAUGGCCGAGCAAAGAUAAUAUCGAAGACGCCCAACUCCGUGAUAAUUCAUCAUGGGCUGACAUAUUGACACCUUCGCCGGAUGGCAGAUAUUUGUUAGCCAACGAUGUGUUGUGGUACAUGUCUCCACCUACGCCAGCCAAGCUCGGAACAUUCCCUAGUGGUACAGCUCUCGCAUUUUCACAAGACAGCAGCCUCGUGGCUACAAUUUACAAAAACUCGGUCAAUAUCUUCGAUGCUGCGAGCUUAAAACUUCUGAAAACCCUCAAAGGUCAUUCGGGCGAGGUUACAACUGUUGAAUUCCUGGACAGACGGGAUAUGAUUGUUACUGGGUCUAGGGAUUAUACAAUAAGGCUUUGGGACUGGACAAAUGAAAAGUUGAAGGGAGUACAGUUCCACCAAGCUGAGGUUACUUGGGUCGCAGUUUCACGAAACGGCAAAUGGGUGGCCUCGGGAUCUCGUGAUGGAAUACUCAAGCUUUGGGACGGGGCGCUAGCAAGAGAGUGCGAUAGCACUCUGCUGGCAGCUGUGUGCUCUCGACAAGUCAAGAUAUGGAAGAUAGGCUCCUAG